CACGAGCUGAAUCGACCUUCCUUUCUCCUCUGCAUUGGCGAACGGCUUGCGUAAAACAGCUAGCCGAUGCACUGAUCCUGCCUUGGCAUGAGGCCACCACAAAUUGGCUGUUGGUUGGUGGAAUGCUGUCGCCAGGGACUCGAAAUAUCACAAUGUGUGCGGCCCCCUCUCUCCCCGUCACCUUCCCGCCCCAAAGCCAUCACUUCUCGCGAACCAUAGAUGGGUUACUAGGAGAUCGGAGCGCACACGAUUCAUUAUCAGAAACGCCAACCGGAGAGAAUGGAUUCCACUUACGUCCCUCAGGGGACAACCACGCGUCUCACACCCGCCGACUUGGAUGCCUCGGACGAAUCUUCCCGGAAGAACAUAGAGCAAAAGGCCUUCUGCGAAUGGCCCAAUGAAGCCGGGUUUGACGGUCUGUCCGAACAUCGUGGCCCCAUCGAGCUUAAACUCAAGGGCACGAUCCCGACCUGGGCGGCCGGGUCGCUCUACCGGACUGGCCCUGGCCAAUCCAAGGUCGAAGACACCAAGUCGGGGACCUUCCACAUUUCGCACUGGUUCGACGGGCUCGCUCAUACUCACAAGUUCGAUAUCGUGGCCGAAACAGUCGCCAAUGAGCCAGUAGUCCGAGUGAAAUACUCCUCUCGCCGUCAAUCCGAUCAGCUCGCUGCAGAAAUCAAAGCCACUGGCACCUUGCGGGGUAUAACCUUUGCUCAGAAGUUGGAUCCUUGCGUCGGCAUCUUUGGGAAGUUUAUGAGUGUCUUCCGCAAACCGUACACUCCCCUCAAUGUCAGUGUGACGGUACAACGUAAUAUACCCUCAUCGAACUUGAAGACACCCACAAAGGCCACCGCCGACACGCAGGGCCACCGCGCCCCGGCCCUUGUUCUAGGUACAGACAACAGCAUGAUCUGUCAAAUUGAUAGCGAGACCAUGGAACCCAUUGGGUUUCCAAACCAAACGACCUUCCACCCGGAUCUCAAAGGUGGUCUUAGUGGCGCCCACGCACAAUUUGACCCGGAAACAGGCGACUAUUUCAACUACAACCUGGUCCUCGGCAAGGACGCCGUAUACCGCAUUUUCCGCGUUACCGCUGCCACCGGAAAGACCGACAUUCUUGCCGUCAUCCGGGCCAAGGGCGCCUGGAUCCAUAGCUUUUUCAUGACGCAAAACUACGUAGUCCUCUGUGUGCCCGUGUCACACUAUGCGCUGAACGGCGUGAAGCUUUUGAUGGAAGGUAACCUGCGGAACGGUUUCAACCCCUUCGACCCAUCCGAGACUUGCCGGUGGUAUGUGGUCGACCGUCGCAAUGGCAAGGGGUUGGUAGCCGAGUUCGCAUCGCCGGCUCGCUUCUUCUUCCAUACCGUCAACGCGUUUGAGGACGACAAGACUGGCGAUCUCUUGUGUGAAGUAGUGGACUAUCCAAACCGCUAUGUUAUUGACGGCUUCUACUACGACGUCGUCUUCAACCGGGAUGGCGCGGCCGACAAGUUCUGGGACGGCCAGCUCCAACACCUUUCAUUCCCACGUCUCUCGAGGUAUCGCCUACGGAAAGAGGACUUCGUCACCGGCCGAGGAGACGCCUCGCCGGCCCCACAGCUCGUCAUGGAGAUACCGUCCCCACACACUGGCGACUUGCCGACCAUCAACCCCAACUAUCAGUGCCGGAAACACCGCUACGCCUAUUUCGUCAUCUCCCGUAUCCGCAGCACCUUCUUUGAUGCUCUCGCCAAAGUCGACACCGAAACGGCCGAGGUCCUCCAGUGGGAGGGCCCGCACGGUCAUACCCCCGGAGAGGCCAUCUUCGUCCCGCGCCCGGCAACGGACGGGGAAGAGGAACCGAGUGAGGAUGACGGUGUGCUGCUCAGCGUUGUUCUUGAUGGCGCAAACAAGAUGAGCUACUUGUUGUGCUUGGAUGCGAAGACCAUGACCGAGCUGGGCAGAGCGGAGUGCGAAUUUGCUGUGGCUAUUGGACUUCACGGUUGUCACCUUCCUGCUGCCUGAGAUUGGUUACGGCGGGGAGCAUGACAUGGAGUGGGCUGGAAUUUCCUAUUGCUGGAUUUGAAGUUAGUGGGUUCUGCGGGUUCUGUAAAAGAAAUAUAAACUUCGCAAGCGCAUUCGGAAAGGAGGUCUGCUGGCGAAUGAAUACACAUGACUAGGUACCUAAUAAGGUAUAGGAAGGUACCUUAAACACUUCCUCCUCAAACUAUCCCUUUACGCCCUC
Messenger RNA from Chaetomium fimeti, 2224 nucleotides. Its product is annotated as carotenoid cleavage dioxygenase 1. The coding region runs from base 280 to 2004 and encodes 574 amino acids. Gene Ontology annotation, biological process: carotene catabolic process. The record is from RefSeq and is a predicted model, not a curated record. Gene Ontology annotation, molecular function: carotenoid dioxygenase activity. Lineage: Eukaryota; Fungi; Ascomycota; Sordariomycetes; Sordariales; Chaetomiaceae. The transcript has 2 exons.